Molecule: messenger RNA, 666 nt
Organism: Hydra vulgaris (swiftwater hydra)
Lineage: Eukaryota; Metazoa; Cnidaria; Hydrozoa; Anthoathecata; Hydridae
Product: piggyBac transposable element-derived protein 2-like
Source: RefSeq, a predicted model, not a curated record
AUGAAGCAAAGGGGUCGCGGAGCAUUUACAGAACAUGUUGCCAAGGUUGACGGAGUUGAUGUAUCGGUAGUUUCCUGGUUUGAAAACAAAGUUGUAACUUUGAUGUCCAAUUUUAUUGGAAGUGAACCUUCAAUUGAGGUUAGAAGAUUUUCAAGAAAAGAUAUGUGUCAUAUCAACAUUUCCUGUCCGGGAGUAGUCACUAUCUACAACAAGCACAUGGGGGGAGUCGACUUGCUUGAUUCUCUACUUGGCUAUUACAGGAACAAGAUUUGGUCAAAAAAGUGGUAUCACAGGAUCUUUUUCCACUUGAUUGAUAUGUCCAUAAUCAAUGCCUGGAUUCUUUGGCAAAAGCGUAAUCCGUCAACUCCACUUGUCAAAUUCAAAUUGGCGGUAGCAGAUUUGUUGUCUAAUUACCAGGUGUCGCGUAAACGAAAAGCAGGUCGCCCAUCACUUGCUGACAUCACACAACGUGUUGGCUCAAAAAUUGCCAUUACUCAUGAAGCAAUUCAGUCUGAUCAAGUUGGACAUUGGCCCAUUUUCAAUGAAAAGCGGCCUCGUUGCAAAUAUGACAAGUGCUCUGCAUUAACAUAUUUAUUUUGUGAAAAGUGUGACACUGCUCUGUGUCUUAAUAAAGACCGCAACUGUUUUAAAGCUUUCCAUCAAUAG